AUGCUUCAACAUUUAUCAACUACUAGUCCUUAUGUUUGUGAUUUAAGUCGUGGGCCUAUUGAACCAGCAAAUCGUAUGGCCUCAACACCCACCAACAAAAUAAAUGUUUUACUUGAACAAAAAGAAAGUUUUUCGAAAACACGUACACCUCUUAAACUUCUUGGACCGGAUGAAAUACCAAUCGAUAUUACUAUAACAACAAAUGAUAUUAAUGCAAGUCUUCAACCUGUAUGGUAUACAGAACAAACUAUUGUUGAUGAUCACCACGUACAACAAGAAGAUAAUACAUCAACAAUUCAAGAAAAAUCUCGAACAACCUUAACACGUGCAACAUUACCACCAAAACAAAGUGAAAGUCCAUCAAUAAGUGAAGAUGAUGAACUUCCAUCAAAUCAACCAUCAUUAAUGCAUAAAUCAUUAACAUUUACUAUUGAACCAUCGAUAAAUGUUGAUUCACAAUCAGAUGAUUUAGAAAAAGAAAAUCUUAAUACUGAUGAUAACAAACCGUCAAUCGCAGCAGCCCCAUCUGAUGAAUCAUUUCGUGCACUUGAACAUCUCUUAGGUCUUGGUUCAUCAACAACUAUUCGUGAAUCACCUAAACCAAAUCAUGAUACACUUUCAUUAACUGUUGUUACACCAACUGAUAUUAUUAAUUCAACAACAACAUCAUUACGUAUGAGUUAUGCACCAAAAACUACAACAGAUAAUUUACCAUUAUCACAAGAUAUUCCAAUUAUGCCAAUUAUUGAAAGUAUAAAUUCAACAAAUCCACCAUCAUUUCUUAUGGAUAACACUGCAAAUGAAGAGGAACAAGCAUCAACAACAAUAAAUCAACAAGAUUCAUUUGAUAAUAUUGAAAAUAAAACAAAUACAGAUGAUGAAACAGAUUUUUCAUUUGAAUUAAAUGAUUUUUCGAAUAAUUCAAAACCUGAAUCAAUCGUUAAUGUUCCUGAACCACCAAGUCAACCAAUGAUUACAAUUCGUGCACCAACAUGUGCUGACGUUGCUUAUCGCGCUUUAAUUAAACCACGAUCAAGUGCUAGAAUAUCUCAACCAGUUAAAGUUGAUUCACCAUUAGCAACAUCAAUUAAACCUCGUUCAUCAGCUCCAGCAUCACGUAUUCUUCGUUCAAGCUGUCGUCGUAUAUCUACUGAUUCUUCAUCACAAAAUUCAAUCGUUCAAGGUAAUUAUUCAAUAAAACAAUCACCAGCAAACAACGAAUGUUUUGUGAAUAAUGAAAAUGGAACAAAUACUGAAAAACAAAAUGAAUUUGUAGAAAUUAUUAGUGUACUUGAAGAAGAUGAAAAUGAACAAGAAAAAACAAAUUCAAUUACAUUAAAUCUUACUUCAUCAAAAUCAACUGAUGAAAUUAAUCAAAAUAUGUCUAAUCAAAUGGAACAAAUUUCUACACCAAUUAAAUCAUUAAUGCCACUAUUAUCACGUGAAUAUACAUAUAAUACACCAAAACGUCGUCAAUCACAACGUCGUCGCUCAAUGUUAAAUUCUUCAUCGAAUUCAUCAAUGCUCACUGAACAAACAACUAUAAAUGAAGAAGAAUCUAAAUCACCAACAAUACCAUCAAAAUCAAUGUUAAAUAUUCUUUUAACAAAUACAACUGAAACUGAACAAAAAUCAUUAACAAAUAUACAAACACUUUCACCUGUUCAAUCAACAACAAAAUCUCCAUCAGUCACAUCAAAAUCAAUGUUAGGCAUUCUUUUAACAAAUCCAACUGAUAUUGAACAAAGUGUUUUACAAGAAACAUCAAUAAGACCAUUAAAUCGUGUAUCAACACGUAAAAGUAAACGUUUAUCAACAAAUUUAACACCAAGAGUUAGUAUUAAUCCACUUCAUUCAUCAACACCAUCAACAACAAAACGACAUAAAUCUUUACAAAUGGUUUCAAUUGGAGAACAAGAACAGGUUUUAACAACUGUUCCACAACACAUUAAUAACGAUGAUCAAGAAAUUGAAAUAAUACCACUUAAUAAAACUGAAGAAAGUAUUCAACAACCAAAAACUCCUCGUACAAUUGAUACUAGUGUUCAAACAACGCCAAGUCUUAAUACAUCAUCACGUCGUUAUUUAAAUACAAUUGAACAACAAACAACACCAAUUGUUCAAAUAAAUAAAUCAAAAUCAAGUAUUAUUAUUCAUGAACAACAACAACAAAUAUCAUCAAUGCAAACAGAAAUGGUUAUGAGCUUACAACGUAAUGUACGUUUUCAAUUAACACCAACAACUGAUGCACGUUUAGUUGAAAAAGAAAAACUUGAAGAAACUUUACGUGGUUUAAAACCAGAUAUUAUCAUUAAUCCAAUACCAAUUAUAACUCUACCAAAACAAGAAACUGUUAAAUCAGUUAAAUCUAUUCGAACGAAAAAAAAUUCUAAAGCAAAUAAAAAAGUAGUUACAAUGAAAAAGAAAAAAGUCAUAUCAAAUAAGAAAUCACAAGUGAAAAAACCUUUAAAACGACUUUCACCAACAAAAGUUUUAAAGAAAAAACCUGAAAGUACUCGAACAAAAAAACGUUCUCAACGAAAACGACUUAAUCUUGAAGUUACAAUUGAACCAGCUGCUAAACGUACUAAAACUUCAAAACCCAUUCAAAUUCCUUUACCAUCAUUGACUCCACCAAAAACACGAACUGCUUUAACAAAUAAUAAAAAACAUAAGUCUGAAUCAGUUGAACGACAUGCUAAACCACCAACUGUUCCAAAAACUAAUAAACAAAACAAAUCUGAACAAAAACGACGUGCUUCGAAAAACAAUAAGACUGAAUUAGUUAAACAAGAACAACCAAAAGCUUUAACAAACAAUAAUAAUAAUAAUAAACGUGAAUCAAUGAAACGACAACGAAGUACUUCUGCUAAGAAUAAAGCUCAAUCAAGUGCUUCUGAACACAAUAAGCCUGAACCGAUUAAACAAAAACGAAAUGCCAUGAAGAAGAAUGCAUCAGAAUUAAGUACUCGGGAAAAGAAGAAGCCUGAACCGAUUGAACAAAAACAACAUAUUUCGGAAAAGAAUAAAGCCGAACCUGUUAAACAAACACGAAGUGCUUCAAAACAGAAAAAAUCAGAAGCAAGUGCAUCGGAAAAUAAACCUAAACCAAUCGAACAAAAACGACGUGCUUCAAAGAAGAAUACAACUGCAUCAAGCUCUUUGGAAAAGAGCAAAUCGGAACCAGUUAAACUAACACGAGCUGCCUCGAAAAACAAGAAAUCUGAACCAAUUGAACGACCAGUAGAAAUAACUGUUGAACCAAAAAUUACUGAAUUAAUAAUUAAAACAAGAAAACGUCGAUUGGAAAGUGUUGAAAAAAAUGAAGCAUCGAAAAAGAAAGUUGAAAUUCAAAACAUUGAAGUAAAUCAAGAUGAACGACAAAAGAUGGAAGAAUUAACUGUUGCUGAACUUAAAUCUCGAUUAAAUAAACAUAAAGAAGAUAUACCAAAACGUGCGAAGAAAGCUGAUCUUAUCGCUUUACUUAUGAAAAUAGAGACGAAUUUACUUAAAGAACGAAAAGAAGUUGAAGCACCAAUUGUUAAAAUUAAUGGAAAUUCUUGGUUUAAAGAUGAUCAAAAUGAAAUGGAUACAUCAAGUUAUACUGGUUUACCAAAUAAACUUUUUCAAGGUUUAACAUCAGUUAAAUCAACAUUAACAACUGGUCAUAUUCUUGAAAAAUCCGAAAAAACAUUUAUUGAAAAAAAUGAUAGAUUUCAUCAUCAUAUGGCACGUAGUGUUUUAGGUAUUCAAGCACCAUUAAAAUUACAAACAGAAUUACAAAUAGCUAAUAAACUUGGUCGUCUUCCAUGUUUACCAAGUUCACGUUUAAUGGUUGAUGUAUUACGUGGUACAAAUGAAGAUAUUUCAUUUGAUGAUAUAUUAAAUAAUCCAUAUGAAUUUGGUGAACGUCAAGUAGAUCCACAUUUAGCUAUGGAUAAACAAGAUCAAUUAUUUUAA
Rotaria sp. Silwood1 is the source of this 3960-nucleotide messenger RNA. Lineage: Eukaryota; Metazoa; Rotifera; Eurotatoria; Philodinida; Philodinidae. The record is from the annotation of a GenBank genome assembly.